GAGAGUGAGAAUCAAGAGAGAGAGUGAGAAUCUAGAGAGAGAGAGUGACUGAGAGCACUGAGAGAGAGAAUCAAGAGAGAGAAACUAGAGAAAGAAAGAGAUUGUAGUAGAAGAAGAAGAACAAUAGACAGAGGAAGACACUGUGAGAGAGAGAGAGAGUAGAAACUAGAAACCCCAUUUUCUCUCUCUACUUUCUCACUCUACAAUCCAAACGAAACGCGCAUUUCAUCGACGGAGCAGCGUCUCUCAUUCUCUCCUCCGUCGUCGUCGUCGUCGCAACCAGCUCCGGUUCAAUGGAGCAGUACGGCCGCUCCAACGAGGGCUCGCGGUCUGAUCCGUCGCCGGAAUGGACCGGACCCGGCGGCGAAACUGGCCUUGAAGAACCUAUGUGGCAAUUGGGGCUGGGUGGUGCUGCUUCCGACGAAUCGUAUCCGCAGCGUCCCGAUGAGGCUGAUUGCUCCUACUAUUUGAGAACCGGUUUCUGCGGCUUUGGUUCCCGGUGUCGGUUCAAUCAUCCCCGUGACCGUGGCGCGGUUAUUGGAGCUGCCAGAACUGCCGGGGACUAUCCAGAACGAGCAGGCCAGCCUGUGUGCCAGUAUUAUAUGAGGACAGGAUCGUGCAAAUUCGGUGCGUCUUGCAAGUAUCAUCACCCUAGGCAGGCAGGAGGCAUGGCUAGUCCGGUGUCACUAAAUUAUUAUGGAUAUCCAAUACGACCGGGUGAGAAAGAGUGCUCCUAUUAUGUGAAAACGGGACAAUGUAAGUUCAGUGCAACUUGUAAAUUCCAUCAUCCACUUCCCACUGGUGUUCAAAUUCAAGCACCACCGCCAGUUCCCCCGGUUUCACCUUUACCUGUACCAGUACCUUCACCCUUGUAUCAAAACGUACAGUCUCCAUCUGGUCCUUCAUCUCAACAAAUCGGUGUACUGGUUGCAAGGCCACCUUUAUUACCUGGUUCGUUUGUUCACAGCCCCUACGGACCUGUGGUAGUCUCCCCUACUAUGGUUCCUUUUUCUGGUUGGGGACCAUAUCAAGCUUCUGCAACAAGCCCAGUACUUCCUUCCAGCUCUCCAUCUAAUGUUGGUUCAACACAGCUUUAUGGGAUAACUCACCUACCUUCAUCUGCUGCUGCCUAUACUGGACCAUAUCAACCUUCUGGUUUCUCAGUUGGUCCUUCAAGCAGUAGUCAGAAGCAGUCAUUUUCAGAAAGGCCAUAUCCACCAGAAAUUCAGUACUAUUCGAAAAUAGGGGAGUCAAAAUUGGGUCCAUCAUAUAGGUAUCAACAUCAAGCAGACAUGAAUGCUGCGCCGAAAGUGAAUGUCAUUCUUAGUCCUGCAGGCCUUCCUUUGCGCCCGGGGGCACCACCUUGCACUCAUUAUGCACAGCGGGGAGUAUGUAAGUUUGGUCCUGCAUGCAAGUUUGAUCAUCCUAUGUCUUCAAUGAGUUACAGUCCAUCUGCUUCUUCCCUGACUGACAUGCCAGUUGCGCCCUAUCCUGUGGGUUCAUCAAUUGGUACUCUUGCUCCACCAUCUUCAUCAUCAGAAUUGCAGCCCGGACUUACCACAGGAUCCAACAAGGAGUCUGUUCCAUCCAGAAUAUCUUCAUCAAUGAACACAUCGACCGGAUCUGUUGGCUUGACUUUGUCUACCGGUGAACCUGUUUCUCAAUCAAGCACUCAACCAUCUGCUCAGAGUUCCAUUCCUUUAGCAGCAGUCAAUUCCACCACAAGUAGCAAUGUUUCUCACACUUCAAGCUAAGCAAUGUGAAUGCAUACCUCAUCAUUACUCCUUUUUAUCUCAAUUCUUCAACUGGACAUCAUUAUUCAAGGAGGUCCUCAAAUAGGUUUUUUCUUUUUUCAGUUAUCCCAGUUCCACAUUCAGGUCUAGCACACUUGACAUCAAUUAUCUUCGUGUUUAUAUAAUCUUUUUGUGGUCAUCCCUCUGAUCUUGAAUAAGCCAUGGCCAACCUUGGAAAUUUUAGCAACCCAUACAACCACCUUGCUUUUUUGAAUAACUCCUAAAGAAUCUGCAAGCCCAUUGUGCACAUCUCCAUCCAGAAUCUCCAAUUUUUGGAGUUUGUUCUGCUUAUUUAUGCUUCAAACUUUUUUAUAUGAGAUCAUUCUGCCCAGACUUGAAACUUUCAUUGACUGUGUUUAUGCCUCUUCACCUCAACCCAUUUUGAAUUUGGGAACAAUUUUCCGUUGUUGCAUUGAAAAACCUGUUCAUUAUAUUUCCCAACUUGUAUACAGGGUUUACUGUGAGGAGAAGUAAUCAGGAGACUAAAAUGAGGCUUCACAUUGCUAUCUUAUAUGAUUUGAGAUGCACAGUGAUGUUGUGACAGUGAAAGCUUGACUUGGUACUUAAAUUUAUUACAGAAUACGUGUAUGAAGAAACACAUUUAAAUUAACCCAUUUGAAUGUGUGAUGUCCAUUUUUCAUCUUUUCUUUAAGUAUACCUGAUCAAGCUUUGAUGUGAGAUCAGGUACUUUUAGGAAAGGAUGACAAUUGAUUUUGGUCUUUUGGAGGCUAUUCACAA
Molecule: messenger RNA, 2531 nt
Organism: Lotus japonicus
Lineage: Eukaryota; Viridiplantae; Streptophyta; Magnoliopsida; Fabales; Fabaceae
Product: zinc finger CCCH domain-containing protein 34-like
Exons: 7
Coding region: 294-1754 (486 amino acids)
Molecular function (GO): mRNA binding; metal ion binding
Source: RefSeq, a predicted model, not a curated record